Molecule: messenger RNA, 1261 nt
Organism: Bursaphelenchus okinawaensis
Lineage: Eukaryota; Metazoa; Nematoda; Chromadorea; Rhabditida; Aphelenchoididae
Source: the annotation of a GenBank genome assembly
AUGUUCACGUUAGACGAAGCGGCCAAGAAGCGGCUCGUCGACCUAACAAAAGACGAGGAAAAUGCGGCAGAAAUCAACGAAAUUUCAAACAAAGCGUCGUUGAAACUGGCAGAUAUCGAGCAAAUCACGAAGCUAGUAUCGGCCGACACCGAAAUCUACAAGUUUUUACUGAUGAUCCGCCCAAUCGAAGUGAAAGAGGUCCGCCCACCCCCAACCAAAGAGUAUUUGGAACGAAUCGAACGGCUGAAAAUGGAACAGGAAAAGGCCGAGUACGAACACAUGAUCUCGACAGUAGACGCGUCACAGAACUAUGGUAGCACCAGCUUGAUGAAAGAUUUUGGAAAGGUAAGUCAAGUUUUUUUGAAAUAUAGGUUUUUUUGGAAAAUAUAGGUCAAUAAGUUUAUAGAAAAGAGUGAUCUUCACCUGUUUGGGUCUAUAAACCCAUAAAUUGUGAUAAAACGAAAUGUCACUAAAUUUAUUGAUUUUUUGGCGCAACGUAACAGAACCUAUCGAUUUUUAAAAAAUUGCGAAAUGGUGGCCGGAAUGUUUGUAGAACUUACGAAUUUUAGUUUUUUUUUGUCAAUAAGUUCGUAGGGAAGCAUGAAUUUGUAAUUUUUACAAAAUUUUGGCGAAAAGCAUGAAAUUCAUAUUUUCUAUGGACUUUUAGACCAAAAAAUAAAAAUUAAUUUUUUUUAUAAACUUAUUGACUAAAGAAGCAAAAAUUUUAAAAAAUCAGUAAUUGUUUUGGCGUUUCGUCGAAAAUAGAUAAAUUUUGUGACAUUUCGUCAACUUGAAAUUUUUGAAGUAUUUUCAAUUUAAAGUCAUUUCCUAUGAAAUUUUGGACAGAAAAAUAAAAUUUGAUUUUUCUAAAAACUUUUUGACUUUUUUUCAGGAGCUCAAAGAAUCGAAUCGACAAGUGAUCGGCGUGGUAAACAUGAUGAUCACGGUAUUCGGCGGGUUCAUGUUCGGAUUCUUCGGCAUCGGCAUGGCAUACCCAUCUCUCAACAUGAGCACCACCACCCGAACAGUACUCGGACUGGCCAUAGCGACCAUCUUCUUCAUGGUGGACCUGUACUUUUUCGUCAAAACUCUGGAUUUGGAGAAUGAGGAGGUCAAAAGUGACAAGACGUUAUUCAAAUUGGACACAAAUCAAGUGGGAAAAGUGUUGGAUGGUGCUGAUAGUACUAGCGCUACUAAGGAUGAUGUCAAGAAGCCCAAGGUGAAUUUUAAGAACAAAAAACGAGCCAAGAAGACCGACUAA